Molecule: messenger RNA, 1727 nt
Organism: Prosopis cineraria
Lineage: Eukaryota; Viridiplantae; Streptophyta; Magnoliopsida; Fabales; Fabaceae
Product: transcription factor MYB41-like
Exons: 3
Coding region: 353-1390 (345 amino acids)
Source: RefSeq, a predicted model, not a curated record
GGACAUGUGUAUGAAGUGUGAUUGAGAUAUAUAGCAGAUAAGAUAUCUAGUAAGAAAAGUUCAAGAGGUUAAUUAUUGUAGUAUAUAUGCAUGUAUAGCGAUUAGCGUCUUCACAAUGAUCAGACACGUCUCCUGAGUAAUGAACAAAGGGCGGCACCAAAUCCCAUUGACUUGGAUCCAAUUCUCUUCCAUCGCCAUUUCUCAUCACCUCUCGCCUUGUAUGUAUAUAUAUAUGCACCUCUUUCACCUUCCUACAGCUAGCUAGCCACUCUCGCUUUCCAAUAAUAGAGCUAUAUAUCGCAGUAUACUCUCUCUCUCUGACGAGAUCAAAGAUUUCUGAAACUUGAUCAAAAUGACGAAGCCUGCUUCCGACGAUCAAAAGAACGGAUUGAAGAAAGGCCCGUGGACCCCUGAAGAAGAUCAGAAGCUCAUCGAUUACAUUCAUGAACAUGGACACGGAAAAUGGCGUACUCUUCCCAAGAAUGCUGGACUCAAGAGAUGUGGAAAGAGUUGCCGUCUGCGCUGGACAAAUUACUUGAGGCCAGACAUUAAGAGAGGUAGAUUCUCUUUCGGGGAAGAAGAAACCAUCAUCCAGUUACACAGUGUUCUGGGCAACAAGUGGUCCACCAUUGCCGCUAGCUUGCCGGGAAGAACGGAUAAUGAGAUCAAGAAUUAUUGGAACACCCAUAUCAAGAAGAAGCUACUGAAGAUGGGGAUCGAUCCAGUGACUCACACACCGUGCUUGGAUUUUCAACAACUCUCCUCCAUUCUCAACUCUUCUCUCCACAACUCACCUCAUGUUAACUAUCCCGAUCCUCUCUAUGGAAUGGGAAAUAACACAUUAAAUCCAAGCCUCUUGAGUUUGCUCACAGCUUUCUUAUCACCACCACCACCACCACCACCACCACCAUCUCAGAACCCAGAUGCUGUAAAUCAAAGUUUCCAGCAAAGCCAGCAGCUUAAUAACUCAAUCCAAACCUUCCCUCUCCAAGACAACCAAUCCUGUGCUGCUUCUCAGCCUUUACGUCUGGAACCUCAUCAACUCAUGAAAGCAAAACUGGAUCAAAUGAUCUCUCCAGGUACCGCUAAUUUCAGCUACCAAAAUAGCCUGCCAAAUGUGGGGCAGCAAGAAGGAGGUCCUUACUCUACCAGUCUUGUGGAAAAUCAGAUUGCACAUAACAAGAGGGGCGAGCCGAAUUUCAAUUUAGGGUCUUUGAUAUCGUACUCGACACCUUCAUCUUCCGCUAGUCCGAGCACUUUGAACUCGUCCGCAUCUUCUAUAACAUUUGUCAACGGUGCCACUGAAGAGGAAAGGGACACUUACUGCAGCAACAUGUUGGUGUAUAACAUCUCAAACGGCUUAAAUAUUGAUGGCUCUGGACUUUUGUGACUUUGUGAUGCGAGAGAGUGAACUGGAGUGCAAAUUGUGCUACGCUAGGCAGAUUUGUCGGUGCAGCUGAAGAUUUAUUUGUUUGGGUUUCAGAAUUUGGUUCUGACAUAUGAAUCAGUUUACUGCUUACUUGAUCGUUGUACGUUCAUCCAUUAUUUUAACCUUUUUUUUCCAUUUAUCUAAUUUAAUUAUUUGCUUUAAUUUGGAGAUCUUGGAUCAAUAGUGCAGGAACUUAGUAUUAUUGCAAAACAUAUAGGAGUCAUUUGGACGAAAUUUAGUAAAUGAAUAGUACUUGGACAUUGUUUACUCAAGAAUAACGCUUCAUAUUUUGUCCUCG